UGAAGUUGACCCUAGUUGACCGCCAGGGGGACCGCUAGUGCUUAUCUGCUGACGGGGUCUAUCGCUGCGCGUGAUCCUCAAACAUACUUCCUGACAUUUUGAUUCCCGACCAAAGCACAGAUAGCUAACCCCAUGAGGCGCAUUCUUACCACCACGUAGAUAGACUCAACCAAGCCCACCAAAGAGUUUUCCGGCUGCAGAAUCUCUCUGCCCCUCUCUCUCGUCUGCGCACUGGACGAUGCCAAAACAUCCUAUCCGCGCAUACCUGAAGCCAUCGGCGUGGGCCCUGGAGCCGAGUCCGUCGACCUUCGCACCAACUUCGAAAUGGUCGAACAAAGACAUGGAUCCAGUCCAGCCGGAGGACCGGACAUGGUCUACGUACAAUUACGUCGCGUACUGGAUCUCGGACGCUACGAAUGCUGCGGUUUGGGAGCUGGCUUCUAGUAUGCUGGCAGUGGGUUUAUCUUGGCGGCAGGCUCUACCGGCGAUUGCUGUUGGGCACAUUGUGAUUGCUACUGUCAUGGUCCUGAAUGGAACGGCCGGUGCACGUCUUCAUGUAGCCUUCCCGGUCCUUAAUCGCUCGUCGUUCGGUUUCUGGUUCAGCUACUUUAGCGUCAUCAGCCGAGUUGUCCUGUCAAUGUUUUGGUUUGGUAUCCAGACUUACACGGGCUCAGAAUGCGUGUAUCAGAUGCUGAAAGCGAUCUGGCCAAGCGUACAACACCUGCCGAAUCAUCUUUCACCCAGCGCAAACAUCACCACAGUUGGCAUGAUGUGCUAUCUUCUAUACUGGCUGAUCCAGUUCCCGUUCAUGCUUGUAUCUCCGCAACGUAUUCGCUGGCUCUUCUUAGCCAAGGCCUUAAUUGUCCCUCCAACCUGGCUCGCCAUGCUCAUUUGGGCUUUCGUCAAAGUCCCGGCGUCAAGCGGCCUUUUCGGAGACCAUGCUGCUUUGACCGGAAGCAACUUCUCGUGGGCAUGGCUCAGUGCUCUCAAUAGUGCCUUCGGUAUCUACUCGACGCUCACGGUCAACAUCCCUGAUUUCACUCGUUACGCUAAGAACGAGAAGUCCACUUACAUCCAGAUCGUGAUUAUCCCCGUUGCCUUCACACUUGCGGCCUUUGUCGGUAUCGCGGUGACGUCUGCGGGCAUCGUACUCUAUGGGGAGGUGCUCUGGGACCCGCUGCAGCUUAUCGACCACUGGGACAACCGCGCUGCGGCCUUCUUCGCUUCUCUCGUGUGGAUGCUGACCACUCUCGGCACGAACAUCUCCGCGAACUCGCUCUCAGCCGCGAACGACAUGACCGUGCUCUUCCCGCGGUACAUCAACAUCCGCAGGGGACAGGCCAUCUGUGCCGUCCUUGCAGGCUGGGCGCUCUGUCCGUGGGAGAUCCUCGCCAGUGCACAGGGCUUCCUGACGUUCAUGAGCGGGUACACGGUCUUCCUGGGCCCCUUUGCGGGUAUCAUGGUCACGGAUUACUGGCUCGUGCACCGCUGCAAGGUUGAUGUGCCCGCCAUGUACGACCCACGUGGGCGCUACCGCUACGCCUGCGGCUUCAACUGGAGGGCUGUCCUUGCAGUCGUCGUCUCCGUUGGCCCUACCCUCCCUGGCCUCAUCAACUCCAUCAACACGAAGAUCUCAGUGGGCAACGCUAACCAUCUGUUCGAUAUCGCCUGGAUCUUUGGCUUCACUGUAGCUUCUACUGUGUACUACGCCGCGUCAACGUUGUUCCCUGCAGAGGAGACUUUCAUUCCUCGGGCGAUUCUGCCAGAUGACGUUGCUGGAUACGUAGAUGAAAAGGGGAGCGAAGACCUGGAGAAGACGUCACUCGACAAAGCAGGAGCAGACACUGAAGUCAAAAGUACACUGUCGAAGCAGGGCCUAUGAAGAGUUUCAUUUUGUUUCAUCACUAUUCCUCCUAUGUACUUUUAGCGGACUGCGUACCUAUGGAUAUUCAAGCUUCCUUACGAAGUAUAACCACGGCGAAAUUGGUAUAGACGCAAGUACUAGACUACGCGAUAUACUGCGAGUGAGAUUGACACAACAACAAGGGGACGCAGUCUCCCCGGAUCCGUUCCACGGAUGCGCCACGACUUAAGCUACGAACGAGACGAGAGCUGUAACCUUAUCAUACACGAAAUACGCGCAUCCCUGGCCACGGACCGCUCAGUAGGCACCGCCAAGAAAAGCCAGCUCCCCAGCUGCACCAGGCACGCAGCCCUGCAGGCGAAGAAUGCAUCCCAAGGGAAC
Messenger RNA from Phanerochaete carnosa HHB-10118-sp, 2245 nucleotides. RefSeq lists its product as uncharacterized. Gene Ontology annotation, biological process: nucleobase transport; transmembrane transport. NCBI's taxonomy places the organism in Eukaryota, Fungi, Basidiomycota, Agaricomycetes, Polyporales, Phanerochaetaceae. The record is from RefSeq and is a predicted model, not a curated record. Gene Ontology annotation, molecular function: nucleobase transmembrane transporter activity. The transcript is spliced from 10 exons. Gene Ontology annotation, cellular component: plasma membrane. The coding region runs from base 239 to 1882 and encodes 547 amino acids.